This is a messenger RNA of Glycine soja, 2571 nucleotides long. RefSeq lists its product as uncharacterized. The record is from RefSeq and is a predicted model, not a curated record. The transcript is spliced from 3 exons. Bases 1 to 2571 code for a protein of 856 amino acids. NCBI's taxonomy places the organism in Eukaryota, Viridiplantae, Streptophyta, Magnoliopsida, Fabales, Fabaceae.
AUGUCACAGCCUGACGAUGUUACUACAGACAGCGAAAAUCCUAUAGAAGAAAUGAUUCGCGAUCUUGGGCAAGAGGGGUUUGAAAAGGCACAUGCAGCGUUGUAUGACAACAUAGAAGUUGAUUCAAAAAUGCCUUUGUAUUCCGGCUGCAUAUCUUUCACAAAAUUGUCAGCUGUGUUAGCUCUGGUUAACUUGAAGGCUCGAUUUGGGUGGAGUGACAAGAGUUUUAGUGAGUUGCUGAUGUUGUUGAAAAACAUGCUUCCUGCUGAUAACGUCUUGCCAAAGAAUCACUACCAAGCAAAGAAGAUUUUAUGUCCAGUUGGGAUGCAGUACGAAAAAAUUCAUGCAUGUUGUAAUGACUGCAUUUUGUAUAGAGAUGAAUUUGCUGAACUAGAUUACUGCCCUGUGUGCGAGGUUUCAAGGUACAGACUGACCAACGGAGAUUCUACUAUACUAGUCUCAGACGCCGACCGCCGUCCAGCAAAGGUGUGUUGGUAUCUCCCAAUAAUACCAAGGUUUAAGCGGUUGUUUGCUAAUGGGGAAGAUGCAAAAAACCUUAUAUGGCAUGCAAAUACCAGAAAAUCAGAUGGAUUGAUGCGACAUCCUGCAGAUAGCCCGCAAUGGAAGGCAAUUGAUCGUCUGUAUCCUGAAUUUGGGGCCGAGCCUAGAAAUUUAAGGCUUGGUCUUGCAACGGACGGAAUGAACCCAUUUGGAACCUUAACUACUAACCAUAGCUCGUGGCCCGUUUUGCUGUUCAUUUAUAAUCUCCCUCUGUGGUUGUGCAUGAAGCGAAAGUAUGUUAUGCUGAGUAUGAUGAUAGCUGGUCCAAGACAACCAGGUAAUGAUAUUGACGUAUAUCUAAGACCGUUAAUUGACGAUUUGCGGAAAUUUUGGGAUGAAGGGGUUGAUAAUACAAGUUUCCGCCAACUUAAACAUGGAAAGAAGACUGUGUAUACUAGGCAUCGAAGAUUUCUCAAACAGUAUCAUCCGUAUCGACGAUUGAAGAAGGCAUUCGAUGGAAGUCAAGAACAUGAAACCGCGCCAAAUCCAUUAACUGGCGAUGAAGUAUAUCAGCGGGUCAAGGAUGUCGUAAAUAUGUUCGGCAAGUCCCAAAAAAAACCAUCAUCCACUUCAAACAUGUGGAAAAAGAAGUCUAUUUUCUUUGAUCUUCCGUACUGGCCCGAUCAUCAUGUUAGGCAUUGUAUAGACGUCAUGCAUGUCGAGAAAAAUGUUUGUGAUUCUUUAAUUGGGACCCUCCUAAACAUUAAAGGCAAGACAAAGGAUGAUUUCAAGUGUCGUCAAGACUUGGUUGACAUGGGUAUACGUCAGGUGUUGCAUCCUAUCUCAAAAGGUACCAGGACAUAUCUGCCCCCAGCCUGUUACACAAUGUCAACAACUGAAAAGAGAAGUUUUUGUGAAUGCUUGCGUAAUAUCAAAGUCCCACAAGGCUACUCUUCAAACAUCAAGAGUCUUGUGUCUGUGAAUGAGCUUAAGUUGGUUGGCUUGAAAUCGCAUGAUUGUCAUGUGUUAAUGCAACAACUUUUGCCUGUUGCAAUCCGCGGAACAUUGCCUGAGAAGGUCCGUGUUGCAAUCAGUCGCUUGUGUUUCAUUUUUAAUGCUAUAUGUGCCAAGGUCAUUGACCCUAAACAGUUGGAUGCUUUGGAAGAUGAGGUUGUCGAUGUCCUUUGUCAAAUGGAGAUGUUUUUCCCUCCUUCAUUUUUUGACAUUAUGGUACACUUAGUUGUUCAUCUGGUAAGGGAAAUAAGGUGUUGUGGUCCUACGUAUUUUAGAUGGAUGUAUCCAGUUGAGCGGUACAUGAAGGUCUUAAAGGGUUAUACGAAGAAUCGACAUCGACCAGAGGCCUCAAUAGUGGAAAGAUAUGUUGCUGAAGAAUGCAUUGAGUUUGCCUCACAGUACAUUGACUCAUUGAAACCUGUCGGUGUUCCUGCAUCCCGGCAUGACCAGCCAAUAGCCGGCAAGGCCAUUGGCCCAAAUCUGAAUGUCCCUACAUGGAAGGGGUAUGACAUUAACAAUUAUUCAUUCUACACAAAGUCCCAAGAUGAUAAAAGUUCGGUACAAAACAGUGGGGUCUGUGUUGAUGCUGAUUCGGAGCACUUUUCCAGUACAUCGGAUAACAACCCCAUUCGAGCAUCCAUGUCUUACUUUGGUGUCAUUCAAGAAAUUUGGGAGGUUGAUUAUACAUCAUUUAGAGUGCCUGUUUUUAAGUGUCAGUGGGUGAACGGGACAACGGGUGUGUUUCAAGAUCCAUUGGGAUUUACUUUGGUAGACCUUAGUAAGGUGGCAUAUAUGGAGGAACCUUUCAUUAUGGCAGCACAAGCCAGACAAGUUUUCUAUGUACAAGAUCCAUGUAAUUCAAGUUUGUGUGUGGCUAUGCAAGGAAGACCAAGUGGAAUGAAUUACCAUAAUGAUGAGUCAACCCUUGACAUUGGUCAAAUGUCUGGUUUUUCAAAACAAUUGCCUUCAAUGAAUGAAGCUGAUGAAGUGGAUGAUGGACAUGCAAAUCGUGUAGAUCAUGAUGAAGGUCUAUGGGAAAACAUCCCUACAGGCUGA